AUGGAUGAUUUGAACUAUUUUAACGGAAAUUACGAAAAGUUUGAGAUGAGAAUUGAUAGAGUGCUGGCAGACUUACCGGCAAGAUCUGAAAUUUUGUUCUUCAAAGCAUCAGGAUACUACUUUUGUCACUUAUGUGCCAUUCCUGGAGAGAGUGUAGAAGUCAAUUCCAAAUCAACAACUGCUAUUAGAUAUCCAUUACGAAGAGUGAUUCCAAGCAAUCAAAGGAUUGUUCACUGUUUUCGUGAUAUUGAUUUUUGGAACAUCGUAAAAGGUGAAAAUCUUGAAACACAAUAUGGAAUGACAUCAUCUGAGUACUCUCCCAUUUUGAAACAGAAUUGGAAUCCUACACCAACAGAUAUGGGAUCAUAUGAUUCAAUGCAUUGUCUAUACGAAGGAAUUUUGCGUGACAUGAUGUCAUUAAUUCAAAUACCUUGUUGGGAGAAGUUCGACAAAUUAUAUCUCCAACAAAAAUUUCCAUCAUUCUUACAUAGACAUCCACGAUCUAUCACUAAAAAUCUAGGUCAUCUCAAAGCUAUAGAGGUAUAUAUGAUAGUACAUUAUUAUCUAGACUUGUUCUACGAAAUUGAAGGUUUUGAGGAAAUAUCAAAACAUGUCAGCAUGUUGAAAAGAUUUGUCAACGUUUUAGACAAAUUACAUGAUUGUUUUCGCACCGCAGAUUUACCAGUUAUCAUUAAUGAAUUGUGGCAAGUGUUGGAAGAAUAUCAACAGGAAGCAGGAAUUGCUAAAACCACCCAAAAUUUCCAUAUAGCUUCUGAGUUGGGUAAUAGUGCCGAAUUAUUUGGUCCGUUAGUCCAUAAUUCAGCUUUUUUGGGAGAAAUUCUUAACUUCACCUUAACCAAAGCAUUCAUAUCCUCCAACUCGGCAAGAUACGCCAUAAUGUUCUUUGAUAUGGCACAAUUAUGUGACAUUUAUGAAUUGAGCACACUAAGACAAUCAGAGUGUGUUUGUGGCAAUUAUGUACUGAAGACUAAUACUGAUGUUGUUGCCCAAACUGAUGACUCUACUGAGUCUGAGCCCAAAACUUCUUUCUUCAAAAUCAAAAAAUCAACUCAAAACAGUUUGGAGUUAGAGAACUUGGAUGAUCACUCUCUUAAGUAUGUGCCACACAAGAAUAAGCUUGUCCCCUGUGUUUCGGUAUACUCUCCGAAACAUAAUCAGACUUUCCACAUUCCAAUGCACAAGAAUGUCAAUCAAUAUAUUUAA
This is a messenger RNA of Naegleria lovaniensis, 1224 nucleotides long. RefSeq lists its product as uncharacterized. The record is from RefSeq and is a predicted model, not a curated record. NCBI's taxonomy places the organism in Eukaryota, Heterolobosea, Eutetramitea, Acrasida, Naegleriidae. The transcript has a single exon. The coding region runs from base 1 to 1224 and encodes 407 amino acids.